AUGAUUUAUGACAUUGGAUGGUUAAUGGGCUGCGACGGCGGGGUAAAAGGGGAAAAGUAUCCGGUCCAAGGUAGGCAAGGGGGUCGGCUUCAAAGAUUAGAACCUCGGGUCCGGAGUGGGGUUUCUCCUGCCCGAACUGCCCGUAGAGAACACCCUAGCAGAUGUAACUCUGUACACGCCUUUUACACUUUUAGGCUCCAGGCAUAUCGAGGUGUCUCGAAAAUGCCGUGA
Molecule: messenger RNA, 231 nt
Organism: Colletotrichum truncatum
Lineage: Eukaryota; Fungi; Ascomycota; Sordariomycetes; Glomerellales; Glomerellaceae
Source: RefSeq, a predicted model, not a curated record